Messenger RNA from Colletotrichum spaethianum, 771 nucleotides. RefSeq lists its product as uncharacterized. The record is from RefSeq and is a predicted model, not a curated record. The transcript has a single exon. The coding region runs from base 1 to 771 and encodes 256 amino acids. Lineage: Eukaryota; Fungi; Ascomycota; Sordariomycetes; Glomerellales; Glomerellaceae.
AUGCUGCACAGCUUUGCGGUGGCAUGUAGCCGGCGCUUCCCCGUAAGAAGAGACAUUCGGACGCAGGUCUUCAGGAGCGCCGUUCCCGCAAACAUCUUGCUCACUAUCUACGGGGUCCUUGUAGAUGUGCCUGGUACGACCAUUGUCGUACCCGGGACGACCAUUGUCGGUCCCAGCACAACCAUCGUGAUACCACCCACGGCGGGCAUCGGCCCGAGUGCUACUAUCGCCGGGACCGGCGUAACUCCUCUUGGGCCGACAACUGUUCCCCUUCCCGUGGUACCAAGCGGUACCCUUGCUCCGGGUCAACCCACCACUGUUUUCGGUCCCGACGGGGCUCUUGUUACCGUCACCUCCGUCGUCACCACCAUAACCUACACGACCGUCGAUCCUGUAAGGCCCACCGCCCUGAGUCCCGUCGAGCUCUGCACCACACUCUACUUCGAAGACUGCCACUGCCCAGUGCAGGCCAUUCCCGAGGUGCCCAUGGCCACGUACGAGGCCCAGUGCGACAGGUGUGGCCUGGUGGGAAGAGCAUUGUCACCCUUACUGUCCCUAUGGAUCUCGGCUCAAGCGGUUCAUUGGGCGCCAACAGGCCAGCAUCCGGAGGCCAGCCGCCCAGUCAACAUUUCGGAGGAGCCCUGGGGACUCCUAGCAGCACUCUUGGUGUCGCUGGUCAGGAUGUCGACAAACCCCCAGCCGCACCCGAAUUCCAGGCGGGGCAGAACGAUGAUACCGCUCCGCCAUUCACCGGCCCCCCGGCUGGUGUAA